Molecule: messenger RNA, 2607 nt
Organism: Aethina tumida (small hive beetle)
Lineage: Eukaryota; Metazoa; Arthropoda; Insecta; Coleoptera; Nitidulidae
Gene: m-cup
Product: protein fem-1 homolog CG6966
Exons: 7
Coding region: 242-2209 (655 amino acids)
Molecular function (GO): protein binding
Source: RefSeq, a predicted model, not a curated record
AUUUAUUAGUAGCGUAAUAAAGGAUAUAUUGCAACAACAUUAACAACUAAUCUAUAUUUGUUAUUGGUUGACGUAUUCGGCCUUAUCCUCAUAUUUUUCAGUUCCCUUCCUCGCACACAUCAAGGUUGGCAGACUUUUAAUUUCUACUGGUUGGUCCUCGGUGCGGUUGGUAGUCUGUCCAGAUGUGCAAUGUCAAAUCCAUCAAAAUAAAAAACAAUACAAAUAAAAAGACCUAAUAAAUAUGUGGAAGACGUCCAAGUUGGAUCUGGUGAACGACAAAGACUCGAUAUUUCAGGAGCUGAUAAACGAGUGCAAACAUGCGGCGCCCGGAUCGAGGCUGUCCUAUCCGCUUCGGACGAGGCUCGAGAAGCAUCCUGAAGCGAUCCGAAGAGAGAUUGUCAACAGGGUGAAAGUGGGAUGUACGGCGUUGUUUUUCGCAUGCAAACAGGGACAGGCCGAAAUUGUGGAGUAUCUGAUAACGCAGUGCGGGGCCAACAUUGAGCAAAGGGGACUCUAUGAAGUCCAGGAGGACAGUUCUUUUCAUUCAUUUAGAUCGACGCACGUCGUGACGCCGCUGUGGUGCGCCGCGGUGUCAGGCAAGUUGCCCGUCGUCGAGAUAUUGCUGCGACACGGCGCCGACAUAAACGCCGUGUCGGACACAGGCUCCACACCGGUCCGGUCGGCCUGUUUCAUGACACACUUCGAGAUCGUCAAGUAUUUGGUAAUCAACGGGGCCGACAUCAACAGACCCAACUACAACGGGGGCACCUGCCUUAUAAAUUCGGUGCAGAGCGCCCAGCUGUGCGAUUUCCUACUGAAAAACGGUGCGGACGUCAACGCCAGGGACAUACAGAACAAGACCGCCCUCCACUAUGCAAUACAGGAACACAGGCUGGAAACAACCAAGUUAUUGUUGAGCAAUGGGGCCAAUUACGAGGCCAAGUCCAGAUACGGGGACGACGCCCUUCAGAUGGCGUGUUUGAAGGGCGCCAAUCAAAUCUUUAAAUAUCUCAUCGCAAACGUGAAUUACACGCCGGAAAAGUUGGCCAACGCCCACGAAUUGAUGGGAGCCACGUUUCUGGACGAACACAACGACGUCGUACUAGCACUUUACCACUGGAAGGAGGGACUGAAUAUUAGACAGGCAAACGGACUGACAAAGAAGCGGCCAUUGAUGCCACCCCGUGAGGGUUACAGGUUUCAGAAGGAGUUUGAAACGCUCGAGGAACUGGAGAACGUUUCAACUGACCUCGAUGCGAUCAGGACGCACAGUCUGAUGAUCGCCGAGAGGAUACUAGGCCCACAUCACAAAGAUACUAUAUUUAGGUUAAUGUACAGAGGAGCAGCGUAUGCGGACGUGAUGAGGUACCAACACAGCAUCGACUUGUGGCGGCGAGCGCUCGAGAUACGAAUAGAAAAGGACUCGAUAUUGUAUACCGACACGUGCUUCACCGCCCAGGCCAUCGUAAGACUGAUGAUCGACUUCAACGAGAAAUCGUACAUGAUGAAUGAAGAUAACAACGGUCAACGGUUCUUGGACAUUGUUUCGACGUUCAAAAUCAUGACCCAAGAUAUAGUGGAAAUGAGACACUUAUUAACCAUCCGUCCAGUCUAUAAGCGACAGGCGGAGUUCUUCGAUAAGGUCUUGAAAUGCAUCACACAUUUGAUCUACUUAAUGAUCGACACGGCGAAAACGCCUCCACAAAAGGAGCACGUCAGGGAACUAAUAUCGGAUCUAGUUAGGAAGAACGUUAAAACUGUGACGUCGGAGGAUUCGAUUUUACAUCUCUGUGCGUCCAAAAACAACACCAUCCGUUCCAGUUACUUUACGGAUGAGGAGCCGAUCAUGAUUUUCCCACAUCUUGGUGUGAUUAAGACUCUGUUAGACUGUGGUGCUCCGGUUAAUGCACGGAACGAUGGUGGGAAUACGCCACUUCACAUAGCUUCAUUACCAACAAAUUACACAGAAUGGCUAAUAAAACUCCUAUUACGCUACGGCGCACAUAUAGACCAGCCGAAUUGUCAGGGUGACACGCCGGCUCAUGAAAUUUACAUAAACACAAAAAAUACCGACAGCGACAUACAAAUUUUGGAUUACAUGCGUCUGACUUGUAUCUGUGCCACAGCAGUUGUAAAAUAUGGUAUAAAUUAUCAGGGACAGGUACCGAAAACGCUGGAGAACUUUAUCCACAUGCACGAACCACAAUGAUAACGGGGUGCUUUCAUAUAGAAGCAUUUAAGCUUCAAGAUCUGAUGGGAAUCUUCUUGAAACGGUUUCUUGUAUUUUAGGAUACUGUAUAGGUAAUUUUUGUGAUUACGGCGCUUCUGAGGUAGGUUAAUUGGGCUCUUCGAAAAAUAAUUGUGCUCAACGCACUUCUAGUCAUAAACACGUUUUUUAUUGACUUUUUAACUUAUGACGUUACAUUCAAGUUUUGAUCAUUUGUUCAAGGAGAAUCCGAUUUACCUACCAUUGAAGGGUUUCCUCCAAUAUCAAAAAAUGUUAUAUUUGUCUAAUAAAAGGUGAUAUUUCGUAUAUGUAUUUUUAGCAUUUUGAAAUAUAUAUACAGGGAUGUUGAAUUACAGCUAAAUUCAAUGAACGAUUUUUUU